This is a messenger RNA of Papaver somniferum (opium poppy), 2307 nucleotides long. RefSeq names its product putative receptor-like protein kinase At4g00960. The record is from RefSeq and is a predicted model, not a curated record. The transcript has 7 exons. The coding region runs from base 70 to 2121 and encodes 683 amino acids. Lineage: Eukaryota; Viridiplantae; Streptophyta; Magnoliopsida; Ranunculales; Papaveraceae. Gene Ontology annotation, molecular function: ATP binding; protein kinase activity. Gene Ontology annotation, biological process: protein phosphorylation.
UCCAAUGUACAUGUACCCUUGAAGAUUGUUGUAGUUGGUGUCACUCAAACAAACAUCCAAAAAAGAAAAAUGGUAACCAGAAACAAAAAGAUCGGAAAUGGUUCAAUCUUCUUCAUUUACUUGUUUCUUCUUUCUAUCUUAUUGAUCACCAUACAAGACACAACUGCACAGCCACAACCAGAUUUUGUUUAUAAAUUCUGUUUAGGAGAUAAUUACACUACUGGCAGCACAUUCCAAGCUAAUCUCAAUCGCCUUUUUCCUUCAAGCAUCCAAAAUAGAUACUAUAACGCCACCAAUGGCCAAAGCCCGGAUAAUGUUUACGGAUCUUUACAGUGUCGAGGUGAUAUCCAGCAAGAUGAGUGUCAAAGUUGUGUAGAUUUUGCUAUUCAAGAUUUCAACAAAACGGGUAGAUGUCCAAAUUCUAAACAAGCGAUUAUUUGGUAUGAGAAAUGUAUGCUAAGGUAUUCUAAUCAAAAUUACUUUAAUAUUAUGCAAGAGAGUCCAGGGGUUUACUUGUGGAAUCCUAAUAAUGUUUCUAAUCCGGAACAGUUUAACCUGAUUUUAGGUGAGUUAAUGAACGAUUUAGCAGGAAAAGCUGGGUCUAGUUUUUCUACUAAUUUUGCUUCUGGAAAUAGAAGCUUUGAUGAUUUUCAAAGAGCAUAUGGAUUAGUAGAAUGUACUCCAGAUAUAUCUUCAGGAAGUUGCAAUAGGUGUCUUUCCGGAGCUAUAUCUGACAUACCAAAUUGUUGUGAUGGGAAACAAGGUGGGAGAGUUAUUAGACCCAGUUGUAAUAUUAGAUAUGAACUAUAUACCUUCUUUGAGUCUACGGUUAUUCCUCCUCCACCACCUCCUUUACCUUCUCCCACACCACCAUCGUCAACAAAUGCGCCAGUACCAAAUGAAAAUAGGAAUAACUCAUCCAAACUUACUAUCAGUAUAGUGGUUCCUUUGGUUGUCGCUGUGCUUCUUGCCCUUGCCUUGGGGUUCUUCUGUUUCCAAAGAAAGAGAACACAGAAAAACAAGUAUUCCUAUGUGGAUGAUGAGACUCCAGUCAGUACAGCAGAAUCUUUACAUUUCAACUUCAGUACAAUAAGUGCUGCAACAAACAAUUUCUCGGAAGCUAAUAAACUUGGAGAAGGCGGAUUUGGUUCUGUUUACAAGGGGACACUUCCCGAUGGGCGACAAAUAGCCGUGAAAAGGCUGUCGAAAUAUUCUGGUCAAGGUGACCUAGAGUUCAAGAAUGAAGUUACAUUAGUAGCUAAACUUCAACAUAGAAAUCUUGUGCAGCUUAUUGGUUUCAGUCUAGCCGGUGAAGAAAAACUACUCAUAUAUGAAUUCAUGCCAAAUGCCAGCCUUGACCAAUUCCUAUUCGAUCCAGUUAAAUGCACACAGCUGGAUUGGGAAAGACGAUACAAGAUAAUUGCAGGGGUAGCAAGAGGACUUGUCUAUCUCCAUGAGGAGUCCCGACUUAAAAUUAUCCAUCGGGAUCUCAAAGCCAGCAAUAUAUUGUUAGACAUGGAUAUGAAUUCAAAAAUUGCAGACUUUGGCAUGGCUAGGAUUUUUGUGCAUGACCAAACUCAAGAGCGUACAAGCAAAAUUGUUGGAACGUAUGGCUAUAUGGCUCCAGAGUAUAUAAUGCAUGGUCAUUUCUCAGUGAAGUCAGACGUUUUUAGUUUUGGUGUCUUAAUAUUAGAGAUACUUUGUGGACAGAAGAACAGCAGUUUUCAUCAAUCUUCUAUUGCUCAAGACCUUCUAAGCUAUGUAUGGAGACAUUGGAAUAACGGGUCUGCUAUAGAAAUAUUAGAUCCAACAUUAAAAGACACAUGUUCAAGAAGUGAAGUGAUGAGAUGCAUCCAUGUUGCGCUAUUAUGCGUUCAAGAAGAUGUCGCAGAUAGACCCACAAUGCCCACAGUUAUCCAAAUGCUCUACAGCUACUCUGCGACUGAUCCUGCUUUACCUUCAGCGCCUGCGUUUUUUAUUGGGAGUACCGUAAAUAUGGAGCCCCAGUCGAACUUAGUCUACAGCGAAGAGCAAGGAAGCUCGAAGAACGAGUCAGUGGUCAGUGAAGUAGCGAUGGGGAGCGUGAAUGAAGUUACAAUUACAGAACUAGACCCUCGAUAAUGAUAUAUACCACUACAUUUCCAGAAUAUAUGAUCUUGUUCUUUUGUCAUUUUUUUUUGUUGGUUGGCAUGCUAUAGGUUCUUUUUUUUUUUUUGGCAUUACCUAGUUUUUUUUAUCAUUAUUCAUUCAAGAAGUGGAGAUUUCACAAUAAUGCUUAUAAGUUGAUAUGCAAUUUACAGAGGAUUA